GCAGACAGUGGAACGUGUGACGUUACAGAACCAACUCCAGCAGCUUUUAGAAGCCCAGCGGUCAGAGGGCAAAUCACUACCCACAUCUCCAAGCUCGCCAUCAUCUCCUGCUUCUGGCAAACCCCAGUGGAAACCAUCUGAAGCAGAUGAAUUGUCUCCACCAAAAAGUAAAUUGAACACCCAAGAUGGGAUUCAGAUUCUUGGCAGCUUGGGAACUUCUAGUCGCACUCGAGCCAAGAUAAAAGAUGAGGACUCAGAUAAAAUCUUGCGCCAGUUGUUGGGGAAGGAAAUCUCUGAAAAUGUCUGUAUGCAAGAAAAGCUGACUUUGGAAUUUCAGGAUGCUCAUGCAUCCUCCAAGAACGUGAAGAAGAUUUUGCCAGAGAAAAGGGAGCUGAAGUUAGCCAGACUGAGGCAACUGAUGCAGAGGUCACUCAGCGAGUCUGAUACAGACUCCGCUAAUUCUGAGGACCACAAGAACACCCCUGUGAAAAGAAUGGACAAACCAAGGCCUCAGCCCAUAGUGGAGAGCGUUGAGAGCACGGAGAGUUUGCACCUGAUGAUUAAGAAACACACUUCCGCAGCAGGACGCCGCUUCCCUUUUGGUAUCAGGGUCUCUAAGUCUGUGGAUGGCCACAGUCCUUCCCCUACUUCAGAGAGCAGUGACCCGGAUAAUGAAUCCCCGUAUCCAUCUGGCACUGCACCUCAGAGCCAGUUUUGUGGAGACAGCUCUCUGUCCGGCACAGACAGUGCCACUGCUCAGAAAGCUGCCACCAGUCCUAAGAGUGCUCUCAAGUCUCCAUCUUCAAAGCGCAGAACCUCCCAAAACUUGAAACUCCGAGUGACUUUCGAGGAGCCUGUGGUGCAGGUGGAGCUAGCAGAGACAGAACUAAGCGAGGAAAAGGAUAAAGACCGGGGCAAAGGACUCGUGCGAUCUCCGCCCAGCUCCGAGCCAGCAGGGGACCAGCUGAAAAGGCCUUUUGGAACCUUUCGGUCCAUAAUGGAGACACUGAGUGGCAACCAAAAUAACAACAACAACUGUCAAACAGCAAACCUGAUCAAAACCUCAUCGACGCUGCCUUUUACCUCGUUAGGAAGGAAGACAGCAGACAGCAAGGGAAACACAGCAGCUCUCACAAAAGGAAGAAACAAGCCAGGUCCUUCCUUCAGCUACACCAGUCUUUCCUCUAGCAUGCUGAAUGAAGAACUUCUGUGUAACUGUGCUCG
Messenger RNA from Eurypyga helias (sunbittern), 1224 nucleotides. RefSeq names its product synuclein, alpha interacting protein (gene SNCAIP). NCBI's taxonomy places the organism in Eukaryota, Metazoa, Chordata, Aves, Eurypygiformes, Eurypygidae. Gene Ontology annotation, molecular function: ubiquitin protein ligase binding. The record is from RefSeq and is a predicted model, not a curated record. The transcript has 3 exons. The annotation marks the transcript as partial.